This is a messenger RNA of Mastomys coucha (southern multimammate mouse), 2175 nucleotides long. It is a transcript of the gene Lypd5, whose product is annotated as LY6/PLAUR domain containing 5. The record is from RefSeq and is a predicted model, not a curated record. Bases 68 to 838 code for a protein of 256 amino acids. The transcript has 5 exons. NCBI's taxonomy places the organism in Eukaryota, Metazoa, Chordata, Mammalia, Rodentia, Muridae. Gene Ontology annotation, cellular component: plasma membrane.
CAGCCUGACUACAAGCCAGAGUGGAAGGAGCUGUCCUCAGGGUCAGAUCUCAGCUCCACAGGCUGCCAUGGGGAUCCCCAGGACCUUCCUGCUCUGCUUCCUUGGGAGCAUGCUCUGCCUGACAGGCUCCCAAGCCCUGCAGUGCUACAGCUACGAGCACACCUACUACGGGCCUUUCGACCUCAGCGCCUUGAAGCUCCCCAGUGUCUCUUGUUCUCAGGGGUGCUCUGAGGUGGUCUUGACGCUGGAUACCGGUUACCGCAGCCUGGUGACAAUGGUCCGGAAGGGAUGCUGGAUGGGCCCCACCACCGGCCCCAUGCAGACCAACCAGGAUGCUCUGCCUCCCGACUACGCUGUGGUCCGUGGUUGUGCCACUGACUACUGCAACACCAACCUCAAGACUCACGACGCCCUCCCCAACCUGAGCCAAGCUCCUAACCCACCGACGCUCAGUGGCACCGAGUGCUAUGCCUGCUUGGGGACCCACCCUGAAGACUGUUCCCCUGAGAAGUCCCGACGGGUCCAAUGCCACCAGGACCAGAGCUCCUGUUUUCAGGGAAACGGCCGGAUGACCAUUGGUAACUUCUCGGUGCCUGUGUACAUCCGGACCUGCCACCGGCCCUCCUGCACCACCAUGGGCACCACAAGCCCUUGGACAUCCAUCGACCUACAGGGUUACUGCUGCGAGGGCCACCUCUGCAACAGGGCCUCUGUGACACAGACACAGCCUGGCACCCCGUCCUUGGCCCCUCCCAGGGCUCCCCAAAUCCUGACCCUGCUGAUCGCUGCUCCACUACUGGCCAUCACUCUGGGGGCAUCCGUCGGGCUCCCUGCAUAGAAAGCACCUCCAGGAUCGCGCUGCUUCUCAUCACAACAGCACCUGAUGUGGGCUCCUUUAAAAAUGUCAUGAAAAUAAGAGCUGCACUCCUGUCCCUCCAGUCACAACCUUCCACCCCGCUGUCUGUCCCUCCUUAUGCCACUGGCCCCACCUCCUGAAGGCCCAUCUAUACAGUGCAUUAAAUGAGGUCCAACCAGCUUUCAAUAGUGCCAUCCCCUGGUCACUAAGCCUUCAAUACAUGAGCCUUUUGUGAUCCCUCACAGCAAACCAUGCCACUUACCUUAAAAACCUACUUCUAGCAAGGAUAGUGGUAAUCCCAGUCUGUCGUCCCAGCAUCCAGGAGGCUGAGGCAGGAGGAUCGCUACUUCAAGGCCAAGCUGGACUACAUUGCAAGUUCAGAUCCAGCCUGAACUACAGUGUGAGAUCCUUUUAGGCAUGGUGCCACACACGUUUAAUCUCAGCACCACGAAGGCAGAGGCAGGUCUGAGUUUGAAGUCAACUAGGUCUACAGAGUGAAUUCCAGGAAAGCCAAGACUACAUAGUGAGACCCUGUUUCAAAAGAAAGAAAGAAAGAAAGAGAGAGAGAGAGGGGGGGGGGAACAAACCCCCAUCUUUCAGUCUCUCUCUCUAAAGCAGAAUUGAAAUCUAUAGUAUAACUCUGCAGUCCCUCUUGGGCCUAUCACCCCAACAGAAAUUGGUUCAUAUGCCCCCCCAAACUAUAUAGGCUAGUAGGACAGUUCAUAAUAACUACAAACUGGAAACAACCCAAAUAAAUAUGAACAGCCAAAUGGAAUGAGGAGACUGUGGUCUAGCUACACAAUGGAGUACUAUGCAGCAGUGGGCAAUGACAGCAGACAGUGGCCUGCAGUGGCCUUGAAAGAAUCUCACAAAAACAAUCUUGAGCAAAACAGUAAAGACACACAACAGGACAGGUUAUGAGAUCCCAUCAAACAACGUAUGACAGUUACUAACAGCUGGUGUGUAAAAUUAGAAGAGAGAAGAGUGAUUGUCUUUGGGAGCAAGUGACCAGGAGAGGAAAUAUGAGGUGUUUGGAGGUCUAGACAUUGAGUUAUAGGAUCUAAGAACUCAGGGAUCCAUUUUUGCUCCCCCCCCCCAACUAAACUUUUUGUUGUUGUUUUCCUUCGUUUGAGAUAAAAGGUCUCAUGUAGCUCAGGCUAGCCUCAAACUCAUUUGCAUAACCUAGGAUCAUACUGAACUCCUGAUUCCCUCACCUCGACCUGCCAGACAGAUGUUGCGAUUACAUGUGGGAUCCAUCACACCUGUCGUUUCUUGUCUUUCCAGGUGUAUAUUAUUUGCAAUAAAAAGUUUUAAAUGUG